Molecule: messenger RNA, 978 nt
Organism: Lizanozyma spartinae
Lineage: Eukaryota; Fungi; Ascomycota; Pichiomycetes; Serinales; Debaryomycetaceae
Exons: 3
Coding region: 1-978 (325 amino acids)
Molecular function (GO): metal ion binding
Source: RefSeq, a predicted model, not a curated record
AUGGAACAUGGUUCACAUGAAGAAACGUAUACAGAUCAACAGUUCAAACAUUUGUUGGCGUUUCGUGUAGCAUUAAGAGAUGAACAGUUAAAGUUAGCAAAGGAAAAGAAGAAAUUCUUGAAACAGAAAACAGCAAUACUUAAGCAACGUGUGAGAGACGACAAUAAUAAUUAUUCAAUUGCUCCCAACAUAAAGUCAAAUGAGGCUAUUAAUAACCAUGGGAGUGUUACCAAAGAUUUGGGUGAUCUUGGGGGAGCUCCUUCUGCAAUUCCAUUCGGUUUGAACCCGAACCAUAACCGUUACGUUCCAUCAGUUGUACUGAAGAUCAACAAGACAAAGUUGGCAAAGAAAAUGAAGGAGUAUAAAUUAGUGGCUACCAUAACCAGUGAUAGGGAGUUCAAUAGAAUACAAUAUGAUGCCAACGAUAGAAUCAUUUUGAACGGUAUAACCUAUGCGGUGAUAGAAGGCGGAGCUAAACUUAUCCCAUUGGAUUUCCCCAAGGGUUCCCCCUUGCCGAACAGAGAUGAGAUCGAAUGGGAUGAGCAUAUCAACAGAUUAGAACAAUGUCGUUACUACAUGAGAGCAGUCCAUUUGCCCCGGUGUCCUGAUUUUGAAGAGACAGGGUCAUGUCCUAGAGAGUCGCACUGUUCAUUGGAACAUGCGGUGACUCGAAGACACCAACGACUUAUGGCAACCAGAGAUAGGGACCCUAACGAUGAUGAAGACGAUAGUGAGUCUAAUUUUAAGGAUGAGGAUGAUUCUGUAGAGAUAACCCCCGAUGAUCCCAUUGUUAUCAAUAGUUUCACCCUUAGUCGAGAUGCUCUCCUAAUGAGUGCCAACGGAAAAGACAACAACCAGUACGACGUGUAUGUGGAUGAAGCCAGCAGUAAAAGUGAGCUGUACGGGAAACAGUUUACUAUUCAGUUGCAUAGUGAUGAUCUUGAGGAGAACAUUGAUUACGUGGGACUUAAGACAUAG